Messenger RNA from Microtus ochrogaster (prairie vole), 821 nucleotides. RefSeq names its product prostaglandin E synthase 3 like (gene Ptges3l). The record is from RefSeq and is a predicted model, not a curated record. Gene Ontology annotation, biological process: protein folding; chaperone-mediated protein complex assembly. Gene Ontology annotation, cellular component: cytosol; nucleus. Bases 387 to 821 code for a protein of 144 amino acids. Gene Ontology annotation, molecular function: Hsp90 protein binding; protein-folding chaperone binding. Lineage: Eukaryota; Metazoa; Chordata; Mammalia; Rodentia; Cricetidae. The transcript has 6 exons.
UCCCGAGGGCCCGCCCUCUGGAAACUUCUUUAGUGCAUUUUGUGAAUUGGACACACGAGUACUUUGCACUGGAGGAACAAAUGAAGGAGGCCGAGGACAAGUGAUUUCCUGCAUAUAGGGUCUAGGGUAGCCCUUCCCUGGCCAUAGAGGGAAAAUAUAUCCCUGAUCCAUAUAUUUCCGGAGACCCCGAGAGGUGAAGGGAUGCAGUAAACGCUCCCAGAGUUCCUCUGGAGUGCAGAUCACUUUUGCUGUCAAGCCACCUUUCCCUUCUUCUCAACCCUUACCCCUGCCAUAUAAGGAGAGGCAGCUGCUAGGGGCGUCCCUAGGAUCUAAAGAUAGAGGCCCUUGUGCCUCUAUCCAAAACCCACAGGGCAGCUGGAGUCACUAUGGAACGGCAGCCCGCCCGGACCCUGUGGUAUGACAGACCCAAAUAUGUUUUCAUGGAGUUUUGUGUUGAGGACAGCACCGACGUGAAUGUGCUCAUUGAGGAUCACCGCAUUGUGUUCAGCUGCAGGAACGGUGAUGGAGUGGAGCUGUACAAUGAGAUUGAGUUCUAUGCCAAGGUGAACUCCAAGGACUCCCAGGAUAAGCGCUCUGGUCGCUCUAUCACUUGCUUUGUGAGGAAAUGGAAGGAGAAGGUGGCCUGGCCACGGCUCACCAAGGAGGAUAUCAAGCCCGUGUGGCUCUCUGUGGACUUUGAUAACUGGAGAGACUGGGAAGGAGAUGACGAGGUGGAACUGGCUCAGGUGGAGCAUUACGCAGAGGCAGCCAGCUGGGGAAAUCAUCAGGGCCGGGCGGGGCUACUGAAACUCCCUAAGUAG